Monopterus albus (swamp eel) is the source of this 4803-nucleotide messenger RNA. It is a transcript of the gene ctif, whose product is annotated as CBP80/20-dependent translation initiation factor. The coding region runs from base 62 to 2227 and encodes 721 amino acids. Gene Ontology annotation, molecular function: RNA binding; protein binding; translation activator activity. Gene Ontology annotation, biological process: regulation of translational initiation. The record is from RefSeq and is a predicted model, not a curated record. The transcript is spliced from 15 exons. Lineage: Eukaryota; Metazoa; Chordata; Actinopteri; Synbranchiformes; Synbranchidae. Gene Ontology annotation, cellular component: cytosol.
GGCGUCUGUUGCUUGGAGUGCUACAGCCGUGGUCACGUUAACCAGACAACAGCGUUAUAAGAUGUGUUGGAUUUGCUGCGAGUUGCAACUGUCAAAUUCCUUCUUCCCUUCCCCUCCUCCCCUUGCACCCAGUACAGAGCCAGUUGCCAUGGAGCACUCUUCAGUGGCAUCCGCAUCGUCGGAGACUGGGAGCACACGCUCCCAGGAGAUAGAAGAGCUGGAGCGCUUCAUUGACAGCUAUGUGCUGGAAUACCAGGUGCAGGGGCUCCUGGGAGACAAGGCAGAUUUGGAUUUGGACAAUGUUGGCAACGUGCCCCAGUGGACAGACGACUGCAAUGACAGGAAAGAUGGAAGCUGGACAUCUUCAAGGGGAAGAGGCUCAUCCAAGCCAGACGAGUGGGAAAAUGGCAGCAAUGGCAGUACAGGUUCCGGGCCAAGCUCAGGGUCCAGACCAGGUUCUGACACGCGCUCUGGCAGCGGAGGUCGAAACAACCACUUCACAGGCCAUGCCAAGGUUCAGAACGGGAACCGAGAGGGCUCCUUUGACAUCCUGGGGACUGACAUAUGGGCUGCCAACACAAUGGACUCACGCGGAGGUGUAGGUUGGGAUGUGCAACCAGAUAAGUUGGACUUCAGCCAUUUCCACAGGAAACACUUAAGAGGGACACCAAAGCACCUGCCACACAUUGACAGAGAGGGGGUGAACAAAAACAAGUUUGAAGAAGAUGAUGGUGUAGAUUUGAAUGACAUAGAGAGGUUCCUACCUAAUCUGCGCUCUGUCUUCCCACCCCUUCCUAAUGAGCGCAGGAGGAAUGACAGACGAGUGGUUGAACAGUUCACCCGAGGCCAGUUAACCGUACAUCUGCCUAAUGGCCCUGAGGGAAAGCGGCAAGUCUCAGCCAGGAGACAGCAACGGCCUCAGGGAGGAGGUGGUGCCAGUGGACCAAAGAACCUGGCUCAGCAGAUACUGCAACAGUCACUGCAGAACCAGAGAGAUCAAACCCAACAGCAGUCUCCAAACCAACAGCAGCAGAAUUUAACAGAACUGGGAGAUAACAGAAAUAGCAGUGCUGGCCGGCCACCUAACCAGUACCAAGGAGGACAUGGGCAGCGCCAAGGAGGACCCCCACACCAUGGAUACAGCCAGAACCGGCGUUGGCACCACAAUCAGAAAGUUCAGGGGCACAGACAGACAAACUCUGUAGGUGACAAAGGAGUGUCAGCAAGAACAACCAAAGACAGACAGACUGAGAAUGUAAAACCCGCCGACAAAGAAAUCAGACUGCCUCAAGACUGCAGCAGCGGGACUCCCAAUGAAUCACCCAAAUCUGAGUCAACACCCAAGAUAAAAGCUCUCAUGGAUCUGACAUUUAAUAAGGAAUCUCCCAAAUCACCAGGAAGUGGAAAGGCUAGUGAGAGCCACUCGGAUCAGCCCAAAAUCAGCUUACUGCAGUCGUCGAAGGAAAGGCUGAAGAGGAGACUAAAGGACAAGGAAGAGGCAUGUGUUGAGGCAUCAUCAGGCUCCAGCUCGCAGAGCAUGGAUCGCUUACUGGACCUUCUCAACAGCAUGAGGAGCAACAGCACUGGGGUGGAGCAGCAGCUGGCCUCGUUCCUGGAGGAGACACAGUGCUUGGCGCAAUCUGAGGAAGCCCUGGUUCAGGUGGUCAGCACAGUCUACUCCAAGGCCGUGUCAGACAGGAGCUUCGCUGCCACAGCCGCCAAGCUCUGUGACAAGAUGGCGCUGUUCAUGGUGGAGGGCACCAAGUUCAGGUCACUGCUCCUCAAUAUGCUGCAGAGGGACUUCUCUUGUCGUGAGGAACUCCAGCAGUCAGAUGUGGAGAGGUGGCUGGGUUUCAUCACCUUCCUGUGUGAGGUGUUUGGUACCAUGAGGAGCAGCUCCGGGGAGCCGUUCAGGGUGCUGGUGUGUCCCAUCUACACCUGCCUACAAGAGCUGUUGGAGUCCACAGACGUUAAGGAAGACUCAGUCCUCUGCUGUUCCAUGGAGUUACAGAGCACUGGGCGUCUCCUGGAAGAACAGCUCCCAGAGAUGAUGACAGAGCUCCUAGCAGCCGUCAGGGACAAGAUGCUUUGUCCAGCUGAGUCUCCGCUGACCCGCUCUCUUCUCAUGGAGGUCAUCGAGCUGCAUGCCCACCACUGGAGCCCCCUGGAGGCUCUUACCACCCAGUACUAUGACCGAACCAUCCAAAAGCUCACCACCACUGCCUAAGUGUCAGCCCCCCCAGGAGGAGAGAAGACAUUAGGAAAAAUGUCUUCUAGUGUUACUAUAACACAGGAAUAUAAUAUUGACAUCCCUAUCUUGCCGAAAUAAAUAAAGCUUUAUGUGGUUAUUAAAAUGUUACAAUAUUUCCUCCCAGAUAAGUGACCACUGCCACAAACCAACCACACACUAGCCACCACAGGCAGCCUAUCCAUCCAGACUAGACUCCAUGUGAUUGUACAAACAAUGAAAAGCCUAUUUGACUCAGAUGUGAGAAAACACUAGCGUAUCUGUGGCCACUAGGGGCGAGCUUGGCCACACAGGGUCUGGUCGCUCCCCUGGCUGAGAGAUAAAGAGGGGAACAGACAAGAGAAGGGGGUCACGCAGGGGAGAGGAGGAGAAGGCAGCAGUCUAUGGGGAACAGAGAGAUUCGUACCCAAAGAUGGAUGAAGGGGAGACAGAGGUGGUCAUGGUAAUCUGUGUCAGGCUCCUCAUUGUGCUCGUUUGAUCCACCAUCCUCCCCCUCUCUCUGUCUCAUUCUCCUCUGCCUCUCCGUCAGCCUGUGGGCUCUGUGUGGCUGAUAAAAGAGGAGGAGGCAGAGGGAGUGCUGUCCGUCAUGGCCGUCUGCCCCACCGGGCCGGGGAACCAGGUCAAAGGGCCUCACUGUGGAGCUCCCACAGCUCCUCCCUGCCUUUGUGUCCCCAACUCUCCCCCACCCAUGAUCCAGUAGGAAGGCUUUUUGUGGGGAUGAGACAGAGGGCCUGCUGGGCCAGGCUGGGCUGGGCUGAGGAUAAGGAUCAGGCUAGCUAGAGUGGGGUGGCAGAUGGCUGCUUGAGCCCUUGUGAGACAACACACUCCUAACACAACCCAGAGAGAAGUGUGUCUCUGUGUGUGGGGGUUGGGGGGUGCAUUUAAAAGCAUUAAAAUUGAGACUGCCGUCUGAUAAUUCUUUUGUUUUUGUCCUACAGGGGAAUGUCUCUUCUAUAUUAAGCUGUGCAUGUCCAUGCUGUGUUAACCACAUCAUUGAUGUAUUUUUUUAAGCAUUUAUUGUUUUUCUUAUUGUUGUUUCCUUCUGAAGUCUUGUUUUUAUGUUAAAUUAUAUGUACAACAUAUUAUAAUGGUAGGCCUUAUUGCACAGGUUUGAUUUGUUUUGCACUGUUUGAAGUAAUUUACUUUAAAAAAAAGUUUGACUCAGUGCUUGUGGUAUUAAUAUUAAAACUCUCAGUGGUGAGAGAGAUGGGCUGAGCAUAGUGAAGGAUCUUAGGAUGUUUUAAUGGACUAGUGGCCUUAUCGGUUAUCCAUUUUUAUAGGAGUUCUCUUGUUUCGGGACCUGCAGGGUCAGUGGCAGCACAUAAACAGCUGGACCCAUUCACAGCGUUGUGCUGCUCAAGACAAAAAACAUCUGAAGAGGAGAAAAAAAUGAUGACAUCCAAAAAAAGAAGUAAAAUGCUUCUUUCAAAUUCUCUCCUUCUCAGGCCAUUUUUUGCCGUGGACAUUUUGCAAGUGUUUACUAUCGACUAUUAGAUCCUGCUUUGUUUUUGAGGAGAAUUACUGUUAACUUGUGUAAUUGAAGGUGAUAGUCAUGAAAAGAAGAAAAUCAUUGUAAGACCUCAUUAGCUUCUCAUAUGUGGGCCUUAUUCCAGCAAACCUGUGUUCUAUGAUUUUAACUACCAAGCCAAUCACGCACCAUUUGUAUAUGGGUUCUAUAUGUAAUCUGCAUACAGUAUAUUUACAGAGUAUUAAACACAUUGAAACAAAGGGGGAUAGUGCAACAGGGAUGGUACAAGACUGGCUGUUUGGCUAGAUGUUGACCUUCCAUGUAUUUUCAGUAGGAACUAACAGUCUGUGGGAGUAGUCACACACACACACACACACACACAUAUGCAAAUGCAUAUACAUACUAAGUUUCCAAUUGAAUCUCUGUGGGCAGUUUUUAGUGUUUUUAUAUUGUUUUUUUUUUUUUUUAUUUUAUCUUGCAUCAAGAAUUAAAAGAUCCUGUGUGGUCAAAUCACACCCCAGAAGAUGAGUUAGAUGAGAAUGGUGAUUUAAAGGCACGGCCCUUUGGUUAAGCAUGUGUCAGCUUAGGAAAAUGUUUUUCAUCAUCUUUAUUUUAUUUCUAGGUUUCUAUUUAAAUCAUAUUUAGUUCAUAUACAUAUACAAAAUGUUCCCUUUCUGGUGGGUUUUCAAGACAUCUGAAACUGUUGUGAUUCCCAGUUUGCUGGCAAGAGUGUGAGUGUGGUAUUACUGGUUUAGUUCAUGAAAAUGAGAAAAGAAAAACACUGGUCAGUCUCCAUUAUGCAAAGAACAGCGUACUCUCACAGCAGAUGGGGGCAGGCGGAGAUUGCCCCCUUGUCUGUGGCACUGGAGCCUCCCCACCCCGUGUGCCCUUAGACCCCGCUGCUUGGGUCACAUGACUUGAUGAUUCACUGAGACGCACCUUCAUUUGCAUAUUGUCAUAAAUUUUGAAAAACGAGGGUCCUGCCACUACAGACAAGCUGUAAAAUGGCAUGUGUGGGUUAUCUGUGAGCUCAUUUGUUUUGUUUUUCUAAGCAGCUGAAAAAUAAACUAACAGGAAAACAAGAUGU